This is a messenger RNA of Drosophila mauritiana, 1501 nucleotides long. RefSeq lists its product as uncharacterized. The record is from RefSeq and is a predicted model, not a curated record. The coding region runs from base 83 to 1312 and encodes 409 amino acids. The transcript is spliced from 2 exons. NCBI's taxonomy places the organism in Eukaryota, Metazoa, Arthropoda, Insecta, Diptera, Drosophilidae.
CCGCGUUCUUCCACUCGUACUUCACACGUUUUUUCUUGUUCUCGAACUUUUCAGUUCACAGAAUUGGUUUCGAUAAAACGCAAUGUCAAAGCGCGUCUGGAACCGCAACCAGCGCUCGGUGUCCCUGCCCAGGAGAGAGUUCGUCGAAAUAAACCCCAUGAUGCCCGGCCAGAGCGUCGCAGCAGAAGUCGCACGCGGGCGAGCAUCAUCCGGACCUCAGAUGACUGUGGAGACCCUGUUUCCCACUUCUCAGGCGGGAAAGGAGCAUCCGGAUCAAUGUGGAAAACCCAUGGACCGAGUUUUGAAGGAAAGGAAGGAAAACAUGCAGAAUUGCGAGGAAGGGAGUGACCACCUGCCUGCAACUUCCUCGAUGCCCAAGAUGGAUGAGUUGGGACCCGGCUGGCGAUCUUGCCAGAACGGCGAUUUCUCUCGGAAGAAUCGUAGUAGCCCUCAGCUGUUCUGUACAGUGCAUUCGACAAGUUCUAUUAACUUUUCAAGCGACGACAACAAUUAUCCCGAUUCAAACACAGGAGGCAUUGGGAAAACGACACACACGGUCACAGGAAAGGAACCGAAAACGCGUGCAGAAGAUCAAAGGUCAGGAAAGGUGGCCCAUCUAGGCAGUCUAAAUAGCAAGACUAAGCAAAGGAGGCUGAUGAGUAGUACAAAUCGGUGCAGGGUGGGUUCGGAGGAUUUUGUUUACCAUCAGACCCUGAAUGAUGUCUUCUCCCAGUGGGACACUUCUGAGUCGCCAGAUUGCCAGCCGUCGACCAGUAAAAGUAAUCCAUACCAGAUUGCGAAUAAUCUGCCAUCCGGAUGGACAGCUCCGCCGACCAACUACUCGGACUUCCUCUUCACGGCGGACCUAGGAAAAGGGCUGGAGGUCGAAAGCCUGAUGCCCGAGCUACUGACUCCACCGGGCACCUCCCAGCCGCUGGAAAAGAAUUCUCCGACUCAGGACUUGUAUGUCUUGAUGGGCAACGACGACAAAUUUCCGCUAAGCAUCUGCACCGACGAUAUAUCCAAAAAUGAUCCAUUGUGGGGCUCCACUUGCAUUAACUGGGAAGAAGGCAACGGCAGGAACUUUGACUUGAACCACGUCUGCGAGAAGGCCUUGUGCGAACUCCCAGACCCAACUGCUUCUCCGGAAACUGUGGAAGACUGGCAGGCCGUCGAGACUAUUUGCAUGCGUUUGAGGGGCUUCGAGGUGCCGGGCGACCUGGGUCUUCUGCAGGAACCUCCAUCCUUGGAUGAUGUACUCGAGGUUAUCGGGGACUUGGAGGCGAAGGACACGAAGGAUCCGAAGAAUUAGUUGCUGGGUAUAACUUCAGCCAUAGGAAAACUUACACUAGAAUUACCAAACAUUUUUUUUAUUAAACAUUUUGAACAAUUUUUUGAAACGGGACACAUGGUUAUCCGCCGAUCUACUUGAUAUUUGAGAAAAAUUAGUAUGUAAGUACCUGUGCAUUUCUAUUCCCCAAAACCAAUAUUGCCUCCACAC